AAAUCAAUUGCGCUUCUCUUUUAAUUUCAAUUCCUUUGAAUUCGUGUUCAUUUCAUCUUCUCAAUCAUCGGAAAAUGUCUGGACGCGGGAAGGGUGGCAAAGGCUUGGGAAAGGGAGGAGCGAAGCGUCACAGGAAGGUCCUUCGCGACAACAUUCAAGGCAUCACAAAGCCAGCGAUUCGUCGUCUGGCUCGUAGAGGUGGAGUGAAGCGUAUCAGUGGGCUUAUCUACGAGGAGACUCGCGGUGUUCUCAAGAUCUUUCUCGAGAAUGUGAUUCGCGAUGCUGUUACCUAUACAGAACACGCUAGGAGGAAGACGGUGACUGCCAUGGAUGUGGUCUAUGCUCUCAAGAGGCAGGGAAGGACUCUGUAUGGGUUCGGUGGUUGAUUUUGAUUGUGUUAUUGUUUGUUUGGGGGUUUUGAAUUGGUAAAUUUGGAGGGGGGGGGGUAAGGUUAGGUAGUACUGGUGUUUUAGGAUCUAAUUUCAGUUUAUUAAAUGUAUUACAAUCCUUCGGGGGUUGUUUGUCAGUUAGUUUUUAAUGAAUUUGUCUGAUAUUUGGUCUCUAAUUGUUGAAUCUCAUGCUUCCAAGCCCUCCUUCAAAUGUGUUUCUACUACUGUGUAAAUGGCAAUCUCUUUUCAGUGUUUUCAUCGUUUAUCAAAUGGGGGUGUGAGAUUAUC
Messenger RNA from Ilex paraguariensis (yerba mate), 677 nucleotides. The record is from the annotation of a GenBank genome assembly. Lineage: Eukaryota; Viridiplantae; Streptophyta; Magnoliopsida; Aquifoliales; Aquifoliaceae.